This is a messenger RNA of Laccaria bicolor S238N-H82, 168 nucleotides long. RefSeq lists its product as uncharacterized. Bases 1 to 168 code for a protein of 55 amino acids. The record is from RefSeq and is a predicted model, not a curated record. The transcript has 2 exons. Lineage: Eukaryota; Fungi; Basidiomycota; Agaricomycetes; Agaricales; Hydnangiaceae.
AUGUUCGGGAUCGUGACGGUGCAGACCUACAUCUACUUCUCCACCUCAGGCUUUCGUAAUUAUAAUGACCUGCAUAUCUUAAAGUGGUUUAAUUCGCUGUGGUCCACCAAAGAGCCCUGUAAACUGGUCCUCUUGAACCUCAUUCCGCCAUUCUUCAGUGGCUGUUGA